This is a messenger RNA of Podarcis lilfordi (Lilford's wall lizard), 23639 nucleotides long. The record is from the annotation of a GenBank genome assembly. NCBI's taxonomy places the organism in Eukaryota, Metazoa, Chordata, Lepidosauria, Squamata, Lacertidae.
AUGGGCGGGGAAUUUGCGAAGGUCAUCCGUGCGCGUGCGCUGACAGAGACGAAGGCAGGGGAGGAAGUCACGUGCUUGUACGUGCUCCUCCUCAGGCGUCGCUUGCUCUCGGGGCGCCCCCUGGAGGGGCUCUGCCUGCAGCGCGCCGGGUCGCUUUCCUUCGCCCUGGAAGCAGCUGUUGUUCUGGCAGGCAGCUGGUGUCACAUGUCGGAAAGUCCCUCGGCCGUGGAAAUCCCCGCAUCCACACUCUGUGUGUGUGUGUGUGUUUUGCUCCACAUAGUAAAACAGCGGAAAGAAAGAACCACACGCAGACAGCAGGAGGCGGCGGCCAAAGCAAAAACAACAACUGUAGAAGCAGCAGCAGCAGGAGGAGGGUGAGGGGGCAGCUAACAAAGGCGCCUCUGGACCAGCCAGCACCCUCGGACCAGGCCAGCAGAGAUCCCGAAGCUUCUUCGCGGGGAAAGGGACGGGAUUCAUGGCUCCCCCGAGCCGCAUCUCUCCAAGUCCGGCUCGUUUGUGCUGAGAAGGAUUUACUGGCGGAGUCAUUCGAGGGUCACUGCCUCCCCCCAGCCCCCAGCUCGCCGAGUAAGUCAUAUGCCCUGGCUUGGGGUUUUUGCUUUGCAGUUUGUGGGGUUGCUCGCGGGGUCGGUGAGGACGACGAGCCAGCCGGGGGGGGGGUGUCUAUUUUUGCUUGCAUUUAUGGAGAUGCUGCUGGAGAUAUGCGCAUCUCUCCCCCCCCCACCACCCCGAUCCUCCGCCGUCCUGGGUUGCGUUUCUGUUUAAUGCGAAAUGUGUAUAGCAUCCCAAAGAGAAGGAGUUCUUAGUUAGUUUGCUCCAGUUAGGCGCAAACAGCGAGCAGGUUAGUUCUGAGGAUGCUUCUGUAGUUUCGGUUAUUGCUUGUGUGUUUCCAUUUAAAAGAAAGAAAGAAAUGCUGUAGAGUUUCCCGUGAAGACGAAUUGAUGGUUAAACUACUCUGUGAAUUGUAGUUCUGUGAGGGGAAUAGAGAGGGUCUCUUAACAACUCUCAGCUCCCUUAAACUACAGCUCCCAGAAUUCUUUGGGGGAAACCAUGACUGUUUAAAGUGGUAUCCUAGCGCUUUCCUCACUCUGUAAUCUACACAAGCUCAGAGGCUUUAUUACUUUACCUAUUCUAGAAGUUCAGUACUGAAAGCAACUUCUGGGCUUGAACCCUGGCACAAGUAUGCCCUUGCAACAAGUGCUAGACGCAUUCAAGUAAUACUUGUUUGUUGCAUAAAGUUACAUAACUGCAUGACAACUCAUACAAACAGUUAUGAAAUAUGUAUUAUUUCCCAUUUUUAAAGCAAAGACUUGCAUAAGCUAUUUGGGCACUGCAGUAUGUAAAACCAUUUUCGAAGUAAAACCAUUAGCUAUUUAAUUCUAAUGAUUAUUUAUUACACCACAAAAAAGGGACAUUGAGGAAGAACAUGCGCACCAUUCAUACUAAUCCAGAAAUUUUGUAACAUCUCCAGGCUGUAAUCCUGAACAUAGUUAGAAGGGAAUCGCCAAAUUAUUUGUGUUGGAAACAUGCGUAAGAUUGCAUUUUCAGGAUUUUUGUUUAUUAUUUUGGUUAUUUAAAGCAAUAACCAACCCCCCUCACUUGAACAAAUUAUUUUUUAGUGCCUCCCAACAGGGUUUACAUUCAUAAAUCUCCAAACUUUAGAUAAAGAGAGUGGAACUUUCAACCCAGAUACAGACCGGACCCUGCACUAAUUAGUCCUAGCUAAUGAAUGUUAUGUUAAUGGGUCCGCAGCCAUGGGUGUUAGGGAUGCCGUUUCACUUUCAUAUCAAGGACUGGACAUGGAGCAUAGUACAGUGGUACCUCGGGUUACAGACGCUUCAGGUUACAGACGCUUCAGGUUACAGACGCUUCAUGUUACAGACUCCGCUAACCCAGAAAUAGUACCUCAGGUUAAGAACUUUGCUUCAGGAAGAGAACAGAAAUCGUGCAGUGGCGGCGCAGCGGCAGUGGGAGGCCCCAUUAGCUAAAGUGGUGCUUCAGGUUAAGAACAGUUUCAGGAACAGACCUUCAGAACGAACUAAGUUCUUAACCCGAGGUACCACUGUACUUUUCCCUGUGUUUGAAAAUGCUUGUAGAUGGUCAGACAUGGAUUGUCCUGAGGAAUGUAUAUUACCAGGACAUAGAUUAUGAGACCAUUUUUUCUCCUAGCUCACUGUUGUCUAUGUGUGCUGUUCUACAUUAACUGGCAGCUUCUCUUCAGGGUUUCAGCCAGUUUUCCCAGCCUUGCCUGGAGAUGCCAAUCCCUAUGUGGGACUUCUUGCAUGCAAAACAUGUGCUGUGCCAUUGACAUCCAGCUGUUUCCAGGAGUGCCCCAAGAAAUUUGCAAGACAUGGGACUUGUAGUCACAUCUGAAUAUUCCAACAUUACAAAGAUAUGCAUUCACUUUCCUACACACCCUUAAACUGCCAUCCAAGACACACUUAUCUGAACAUAAGUCACAUUGAUAUCAGUGGAACUUGCUUCCAGAUAAACUUGUAUGGAACCAGACUGCAAGAUAUAAAGUUAGAACUGAAAAGCAGUCUCCUCCUGCAUGAUGCCAAUGAGAAAAUAAUAUCCAAAUAAUGGGGUCAAUACCUUGUCUGUAAUUUCUGUGGCUACCUUGAGUAAUUUUAUACAUCUCUAUCAUGCCCCUCUUACUCACCUUUUCUCUGUACAGUACUAACCCCCCCCCCCAAUGUAGGCAUUUAGGACUUUGUCCAUGAGUAUAAUGCUUGUGGCUAGAACUGUAGACAUUUGAGACAGUUCAGUGCAAGGAUGUAACAGCGUGGGCAUAUCUUUCAGGAUGUGGGAUAAGAUUGGCUGGUGAGUGAGGGAUAUGGCAACAAUCUGGUUGCAGCAUAUGACACCCCAUUGAUCUCCAAGUUUGAUUCAGCUGAUCUGACUAUGUGAAAAAUGAACACAGUGUUUUAGCUGCAGUUCAUUCAUUUUCAGCUUUGUAUUCUUGCUAUAAAAAAACGCACCUAGACAUUCAUGUUGUUGUGCCCAUAACCUAGGCUUAAGGUGCCGUUUAGCUUCUAGCUUUCAUAUCUCGGUUUCUAACACUGCUUUCAGACAAUCUUAAGGUCCAUUGUAGGAGUCAGCAGAAAAAGAUAUAAUUCUCUAGUGGACUCGCUUAAUAAAAACCAUUGCGAGCCUCUGCAGUAAAUGCUUUUUUGUUUGUACACUGUGGACCCUAGCAAUGAAAUAUUGACCGGUGCUUCAAAAAUUGGACGUGCUUCCUUUCAAAAUGACAGCGGCCCUUUGCACGUUUAUUGUACCUGCUUGUACCUGCAAGGUGUUUUUUUCCCCAGCAUCUGCAUAAUGUUGCCGUUAUCAAAAUUCCAUUCCAUAAAAUUCAGAUUAAAUGGGGAAAUAAUGUAGGGUGGUGUUUUGAUGAGGAUAAUGUUGUGGGGACAGUGCACAAAGCCUCCUUUUAUGAGCUGCACAGUAAACGGCCCAGCUGUAUAACAUUUUGUCUGCUUUACUUGCCCACAUUACUUUGUGGGCAUCAUGACCUGUGAGGAAUAGAAUUGGAUUGUUGUUUUAUGGCUUCCGAAGGCUCCAGUCCUAUGCAGCUUUUGUUUGGUAUAUUGGUUUCUUCCAUGGAACUGUCUUCCGCAGAGUUACUGGGCAGCCUGACCAGGCACAGUCUUGCUUAAACUGGCUUUUGCAGUCCUGGCUUUUAAUCCAGUGGACACAUUUGCUAAUGUAGGAGCGGGAGAGGCCAUUUUAGCUAAUUCCUCUUUCCCACUUUCAUCGCCGCCGCCACCAAAUUUUGUUCCAAAGAGUUGAGAGACCGUGUCUGGAAGGUGGUAUGGGAAGUUGCAGAGGGAAGGGAGGCUCAGGAAAAACGGUCACCCCUCUUCUUAAAUCAGAGCCAUCCACUAGGAACAAAAGCUUCUCUGCUUGUGGGAUGCUAUUAUUGUAGUCCAACUUCUUUGCAGCUUGAUUUGGUUUUUAAGUUGUUGUUAUCAUUGUAGUAGUUCUUAUAGUCACGGUUUUAAAACAUUCCUAUUAGUGAGAUUUCUGUAGACAAGUUGGUGAAACAUAAGUUGGUAAAAUUGGCUGAGAGUCUGAGGGUAAGUCUCUGGAAGGAAGUCUCAUUGAAAUCAGUGGACUUACUCCUCAGUAAACAUGUGCAGGAUAACCCUCAUUGUUGGAUAACUUCAAAAUAGGCAGACGUGCUCCAAUCCAUAGCACAUGUUGCACUAAGGAGAACAGCUGUUGGCAGAAUAGGAAUGUUAAUUACGUAGUGUUCUAAUUGAGCUUAACAAAUUGGAUAGUCUAUUAUUACUUAACAUUGGAAACAACCAGUGCUUGUCCUAAGCAUCCCUUACUGAUGUCAUCAUCCUUUACACAUACAAACUUUACCAGGGACACCACUGACUCAAAAUUGUCCUUUUGUGUUAAGUACUUGCAGGAUCACAUCUUUCAUUUGAACAUGUUAACUGCAUACACAUCUGUUCACUUAUACAGUUCAAAAUGCAUAGAGAAAUGUAAUGUGUGUUUGUAGCUCAGGGAGUCUAAAUGUGCAUAGGAUUCCUGGACAAAAAGUAUUGUGGGAAGGGAACUAGCACCGGCAUUAUAGUUAUGGGGCAGGAUGUGGAUUUGAUCAUACUUACAGUAGGCCCCCUAAAAUCAGUGGUUAGUCUGCUGUCAGUGGGUUUACUCUUAAGUAUGAUUGAAUCUGGAUCAAACCCAAGCUAUUGAUUACUGAUGCUUUUCCUAUUUUUUUAUUAAUAGCUUAUUGACCACAUUCAUUCAGAAGAAAGUCACAUUUAUCUUAUUCCCUUCCAAGUGACUUUGGAUUAGUAGUUUGCACAGUUCUUAACUAUUUUUCCAUUUUAGGGCAGGUACUGUCCAUCUUCAGCUGCCUUCCAUCCCAUUAUCCUUAAUACCUUGUUUUGAAAUACAUGCUUUUCUUUAAAGUAAAAAAAGCAACUUUUCACCAUUUCUGAGUAAUGCUGUCCUGAGUUGGUGGUGAUGGUGGUGUGUGUGUGUGUGUGUGUUAGGCUGUAUAUCUGGGUCCCUUCUAGUUCCUUGAUCCAGGAGGAUGAAAAUCCUGGAAUAGCCAGCUUCUUGAUGAGUUAAUAGCUCCCUAAGUAUGGGUCCUUAGGGUAACAAAGUGGUUUUAUGCCAGAGGGCAAAAGAGUGGGUUCCCCUCCCUCGCCUAGCUGUUGGUGAGAAGGACAAGGGCCAGAGGUAUGUGUGAGAGAACAGAGCUAGAAGCAGGCUGCAGGCAGAAACUUGGGGGGUGGGGAAAGGUGCCUCCUUUCUAUUAGAUCCAAGGCUGUGGCUAUGGAAGAAGAAAGACCUUCAGGGGUGUUAAGGCUGUGAACCCCUCCACUGUAGGCUUAGUUUGUAUUUAUGUGUAAUAAACCAUAUAUAAUAAAUACACCACAGUCUCCACUGUCCCUCAUUCCAAGGAAAUGGAAGCCUGGAUAAGCACUUGGAACCCAUGGAAUCUCACACUGCUCGGAGAUUGGGAUGGUGUGCAACAAUACAUUUUGCUAAGUUUUUAGUAGCAAAAAUGCCUUUGUUGCUGUUAAGCUUUGCAGGCUUGGAGAAUAAAUAAAUAAAUAAAAGUUCCAAAACCUAGAGAAAGAGGAGAAAUAAGGGAGGCAGUGAAAACACUACCUUUUAGGUGCAUUAUUUGUUGUGCAGUCUUGAGUGCUACUGCUGAGAGCAAAUGCAAGGCCAAUUAAAAUGCGACGUCUCACUGUUCCUUUAUCAUUGGCCUAUUAGACUAAAUAAGUAGCCUAAACAAGGAACCUGCUUAUUUAUUUAAAAUAUUUCUUAACUACCUUUCAUUAGAAGAUUCCUGGGCAAUGUGGAUAAAUGUGAAUUAGAAUUAUUCACAUGUCAUAUGAAAACAGUAUUUUAAAAAAACAACCACAGAGAGGACAAAAUAGAAGACAGGUUAAAAACAAAAAACUGAGGAACAAAGAAGACAGUUUUGACUAAAAUAAUCCAUAUUGCCUAUGCAGUGCUCCAGAAAUGUAGGACUGAACAUUUUUUAAGGUUAUUUGAACCAGUUACUCAAAUACUAGGUGGGUAUUUUCCUACUUCUCUAAACUAUGACAUGUAAUUAUCCAUGUCGUCUAAAUAAGUUCGUUGUGUGUGGGGUUUCAUGCUGUAUAUUGUAAAGACUGUUCAAGAAACCAACCUAUGCCAUGUGCUACAAGCAAAGCUCCCCCACUCCCCGAAAAAAAUCCAGCAGAAAAAACCCAGAGGCUCUAGUUAGUUUGAUCAUAAGGGGAAUAUGGAAUGGAGAAACAGACAGGGGGGAUUCUGAGCUAAGAGGAAAUUCUGCUGUCAUCUCAAUAGAUUUACAGCUGAGUAAUCCAGGCUCUCCAGUUCUGCGCCAUUGGGCACACCGCAGUUCCCUAGCUCUAGAAUUAACAUAGGGUACUCCUCCGAUGCAGAUUUCAUUUUCAGUAGCAGGUGCCUGUUUGCUUAGAAUUUCUGAUAAAUCAGUCGUAAAUGUGAGUGGUCAUUUUAAGACAUCCAUACCAAAGAAGCUUCUCAUUGUUGCUGAUGCACUUGUGUCACAGAAGCUAUUGAGGCUGAACUUCCUGUUUUAAUGUAAUUUAUGAAAAAGGUCUGUGUUUUGUGCCGAAUUUGGGGUAGGGAGAGGAAGGAGGAUUUAAUGAUAAUUUUUUUAAAAACCCUUCUUUUACUAGUGUUCUUUCGUCUUUUAGGUUUCUUCUUGCAAAAUGGCUGGCUCGCAAAUCAUUCCUCAAGCUUUAUAUUUGAGCAACAUGCUGAAAGCUGUGAAGAUAAGGGAGAGAAUGCCCGAAGACCUUGUCAAGUGCACCAAUGGAAUAAUCCAGCAUUUUAAGACUAUGCAUAGAUACACCAUAGAGAUGUUCAGAAUGUGUCAAUUUUGCCUACAGUUCCAGGAGAUUCUUCAAAAGGCCCUUAUUGACCAAGCAACUCAAACCUCACUAGAACGUCAGAAGAAACUGAACUGGUGUCGAGAAGUUAAAAAACUGGUGCCCCUGAAGACAAAUGGUAAGCCGGGCUUAUUUUCUCCUUGUUCAGGCACGACAGAAAUAGCAUCUGCUUCAUUUGUGGACCUUGAGUGUGUUUAGUUCAAAUUGCUUUUAAAAUUAAAUUACGAAGGGGCUGUUUUUCUCUUCUUUCAAGUGAAAUGGUUGCCUAAUGUCAAACUAGGGCAUAGAUGUAUAUUACGUUAACUUCAUGGACUUAUGUACUGUUGCCCUAAAGAACCUUCUUGGCUCACAGGCAGCACUUGCAUACUUUCUGAACAAUGCUGCCGAAUGUGAACAAAAAGACACUGAUCUGGAUUGUAUAUAUUUCAGUGAAACAUACAAAGAGGAUAUACAAACGACUGGAACAUCCUCUUUUUGUGUUUCCUCCACUUGUUAUUUAUGACACUUCCUUUUAUCCUCCAGAGUUGCUCUCAUUGAACCAGGAACUGGAAUCAAUUGGUUCUUAGUAUUACUUUUUAUCCAUGCAACUAUUAGAUGUAUAUCAGGUUACGUAUUUGUGAAACCCUUCUUCCAAGUUACUCAGGACAUGGUGCAUGCUGCACAAUUCAUUUUGGGUUUUUUUGUUUUUUUAAAAAUAAUAUUUAUUAUAGUUUCACAAAGAAAGAAUCACAUUAAUAAAAAAGAAAAAUUUAAGAAUAAAAAGAAAAAUACACAAUACAAAAUACAAAAGGAAAAAAGAAAAAACAAAGUAAAAAGAAAAAACAGUUUAAAAGAAUUCCGUCUUUUCAUGACUUCUUUUACAUUUACUUGUUUCCUGGACCGCCUCAUACCUCCCUCUUUUGUAUUCCAAUUCAGUUUGUUAAUCCAGCAAUUUCUUUCCCUCUUUUUUAAUCCCAAUCCUUAAUCUUAAUAUAUUAUAACAUUAAGUUUUAACCUAUUAAAAACCAAUUUUUCCAUUCUUUUAACCAUUUUAAUCCUAAUCCUUAAUCUUGAUAUAUUUAUAACUUUAAAGCCUGUACAGCUAGAAGCCACUUAACUUCAAUCCAACAUCACUCUAACAUUCAUUAAUUUUACAAUAUUUCUGUAAAUAAUCUUUAAAUUUCUUCCAAUCUUCUUCCACCGACUCUUCUCCCUGGUCACGGAUUCUGCCAGUCAUUUCCGCCAAUUCCAUGUAGUCCAUCAUUUUCAUCUGCCAUUCCUCCAGUGUGGGUAGCUCUUGUGUCUUCCAAUACUUUGCGAUGAGUAUUCUUGCUGCUGUUGUAGCAUAGUGCUACACAAUUCAUUUUGGAGGGUUUUAAAAACUAUAUAUUUGGGGCCUAAUUUCAGAAAAUUUAAAUUUUCAAGUCAGUUUGAGAGCCAGUGAGUGGCCCACCCACUCUUUAUCAAUUUAAAGGUAACUUUAAAUUACUCCACAUGAAACAAGUAUUGUUUGAUACACAUUCACACAGUUGGGUCACUAUAUUGUUGCCUUGUGCUUGUGUGGAGUAAAUUGCCAUUUUUGUAUGGUGAGCCACUCCAUGCAAACCAUUGGCCUUGUGAUAUAAGAAUGCAAAUAUUCACGUAUGUCUGUAUUUGUUAAGAUAUCCUGAUUUCAGUUAUCUUGAAGGCUUUAAAGGCAGGGUAUAAAUUUUCAACACAAUUAAAGAGACAGUGAAACCAGUUUCAUGUGCCCUAUGAAUGUGGCCUUCAAGGCAUGCAGUGCAUUGGGUCAUUACAUGCUUCUUGCCCAAUCAGGUAUUAAAUUAAUUCUUGGCUUGAUGGCGAAGACUCUGACUCCAGAAUCCUGAAUAGUGCCUUCUUUAUACCUGUCCUGAUAGGACUUCCAUAUAAUAAUUACAGAUCAGGGCACUGAGAAAUCUCUUCACUGGUGGUGCCCACCACUUCAGUGGGUUCCAAGCUCAUUUCUAAACUUGGGCCCUGUUUCCAACGUAAUAAAUAAAUCCAAUGUGAUGUCUGAAGCAGCAAUUAGCACAACUCUGUGGGAAGAAACGAGUUAGGUGAACAUCUGGAAUGCCCAAGCACAAGUUGCUGCUUCAGAUAUGACAUCAGUAGCGUGGAAAGAGGAUGUACGUCGCUCACACAUCCCCUUUUUGACACUUCCUGCAAUGUCUAGAGCCACCAACAGCUUUCAUAACUUUUUACAUCUCCUGAAUUCUCCUCAUUGUACAAGUUGUUCUGUCUAAAUUAAUAUGAGCUGAAUGUUGCUGGGCAAGAGGAAGUGGUGUAAUGAGGUGUCCUCUCAAGAGCAGUUUUGCUCCCUCCUACCUGGACAGUGCAGUGCGGCAGCAAGGUCAGGCUAUGCAGGUGCACCAGCAGAGCCAGUCUAGUGCUUCUGUUGCUGUAUGCACAGAGCCCCUACCUCACCCCUGUGCCAUCCAGGUAAGCAGCAGCAACACAACCAUACGGAGGGCAGCUCCACAGCACCUCCUGUUACGAGGACUAAAAUAAAACUUAACACACAUACCCCCAGAAGAUGAGAGUGAUAACAUCUGUGCAUUCUUUUUAUUUAUUUGUCAGAUUUAUAAACCAUCCUUCAGUACACAGUAAUCCCUGGGUAGUUUUCAACAUAUACGAUAUCUACAUCAUAAAAUACAAAUAUUUGAUAUGCUUCAUUGGGAGAAAUGGUAGGAUAGAAAUUUAGUUAGAUAAUUAUAGUACAGUUACUAUAAAAUCAUAUCAAGUGAAAGGGCAGAGCAGCAACUCAAGACCUUGAGACCAGUUAAAAUCAAAACCGCUCAGUUCAUUCAAAAGCUUAAGAGAGUAAGUGUUAGGUCUCAAAUGGUGGAUCAGGACCUCUCACUGGACUGUGGGAGCUUUAGGAGUGGGUCACUUGGGGCCCUUCCAGACUAUUGCCGUUUUUGGGAUUCCGUCACAUCCCAGCAAAUCCAGGUUGUGCAAUUCAAGCUGUUUGGAGAUCUUGCACAACAAACCCACUUCCCCAAAAGACUGAACUUUAUGAUAAGGAAAGUGACAGGAAAAUGCACUGGAACAUGUAGGGCGACACUUGCUUUGACGCAGUGUCUUCUAGUCUCCCCACAAAUAAAUCAGAGCGAUUGGUCAUCUGCUUCCAUAUUGGAAUUGUUUUUAGAUAAUUUAAUUGUUUUAUUAUUCCUGUGUUUGCCACGUGUGAUGCUUUGUGAAGAAGGGUGGGAUAUAAAUUUACUCAUUUAUUAAAUGAAUAAUUUUAUUGAAUGUCAUCUAAUCUUUGUCAAAUACAUCAGGAUGAAUGCUGGGUAAACAGGUAGUCUGCAAGCACCCAUGUUGUCCCUAUGGAUGCUUCACUUGCAUCCAAAGAAAGGCAAACAUCUUUGCAUGGGCUGUCUUAUUUAUUUAAAAGUAGACAAGUUGCUGUUCUAUACUGGUAUUCCUCUACUUUCCCUUUCUGAGAGAUCCUUUCAUUCGAGCCCUGAAACAGAGUUUCAGGUUUCUGAGCACGUGUUAAAACCUGGACUACACUUCCUUAUCUCUAAUGUGUAUAUUCUGUUCUGAUCGUGUGAACUAUUGAACUAUUGCAUUUUCUUUAAGUGGCCUGGCUUGCACAGCGCAGUAAGCCAAACUGUGGCUUCUGCAAUGUGUUGGGUAGUUUCGCUCUUUCUGACUUGUGGGUAAUCUCUCUUUUCCUUCAUGAGCUGUAGCCAAGCCAAUAAAAGGACCAGAGAGGAGCAGAGCUGCUGUCACCUUCUCCCCAGGAGCCCACACAUCCACACGCAAUGUGUGAACACAGCCAGUGUGUUAAACUACACACUUACUAGAUGAGAGUGUAACAGUAGUAAAAGAUCUUCUACUUUGCAUCACUUCAAAGUAGAGAAAUAGAGAGAAGGACUUGGGUUUUGUUUUUUUAAAACCCAGCUACUGGAUUUUUAAGAAUGGAUCCUGGAAAGCACAGACCCAUAUGGGUUUGUUACUUUGUCAGGGGGUUGGGGAACAGUUCCAGUCCCAACCUUUUCCCCACCUCCACCACAAGACUUAAAGGAACGCCCUAUUCAGCCCCUCCCCCAAGAAUAAAGAAGGAAAUUUGCAAAAUAAAACAACCUGAUCCAUCUCCUUUGCACAUGCAUGCAUCUUUGUGAGCAUGGAAUGGAUCUUGACAGGCGUUCUGCUGAGUCCUGUCCCUCCUGUGCUUCCCAUCAGAAGCCUAGAUGAAACCUCACUUGACUGACAGUGGGUGGGCAUAUUACACAGAAGGCCUUUAGCUAAGGGCUCUGUAGAAUGAUCUAGACGGGACCCCUGUCAUGCCCACAAAGGGUUCUCUCCACAUGGAGGAGGUGGUUUGUGCCCUAAAUAAAUAGUAAAAUAACUAAUAAGAAAAGAAACAGCAGUUUCAUCGUAGCCAAUAGCAUUGCAUUUGGUCGUUCUUACAGUCAUAGAUCCAUUUGUAGGGGGUGUAGCUCUCUGCCCAUUUUGAGACCCAAGAAAUAAAUGCAUCUGUUAUUUCAUCACAAAUAAUUUUAGCAAAAGUGUAGAAAGAUUGCAUACAGUUCUGGGAAUUUGAUUUCAAACAUGACGUGCAUUUGAGGAUUGUAUUUUUAACGUAAAAGAUUGGAGGAAACAUCUCAUUUUAAAAAGAUUCCAACAUCUACUGACUAGCAAUUUCGCUUCUCUAAUGAAUAGGCAUUCCAACUUACCCUAGCCACGCCUACUUGGAAAGUCCACUGUGUACUUCACAGUUCAAAUGUCUCUUCAUCGGAACAAGAAGUACAAUAGCUGUUACUCAACUACUAGUCAAAUAGCUUAACACUGGGGAAUUCCAAAUGCUUAGGGAAUUUUGAACUGGCGUUUCAGUGUGCAGAACUGAAAGCAAGCGCACACAAGGAAAAAAACCCUCUUAUCUUUGCUCUAGAUUUUGCAAAGGGAAAUUCUUUACAGGAUGUAAUAAUUGUCCUACUUGUAUGCCAUAUUUUUUUAUACUUGGUAAAGCCAGAAUCAGCCUUGCAAGCAUUUUUUUUGACCCUUGCAUUUAAUAUAUAGGUUUUUUUUGUUUUAAAUAUAAUUAUGCAAAGACAAGCCAGCUUUCUGAGUUGUGUUAGAUAAUUCUGUUUAAAGCAAAAAAAGAAAAGAGUAGUAUUAAGUGAGGACCUACCCCUUUAUAAGAAAUGCUUCUGUUUUAGCACUCGGGUGGGCAGAGGGUGUAUAUGCCACAUAGCUCUGUCCUGCAACCCCAAAGCUAUCCUGCUUCCCUCGCCAGGGUUUAAAUAAUAUUGCCAGUCAGGUUGAAGGAGCUGCCAGUCUGGUUGGCUUCUGUACAUGGAAUGGGGUGAGAUGUCAGGUUAUAUCCAACUAUGUUUCUCUCAGAGCAGACCCAUCGAAAUUAAUACAAACAAGGUAGUCAUGCCGAUUUAUUUCAGUGGUUCUACUCUGAGAUGGACUAACAUUUGGAUACAACUCACCAUCUUGUCUUUUUCCUUUUGUCUGGCAGCAGAAUACAUUGGGACUGGUCUUGAUUUUGGUAGAGUGGAGGAAAGGAUCCUGCUCUAACAAACAAACAAAAAAGAGCACUAGUCAGGACCAUGAGACAGGGAUUUGGUUGGGGUACUGUUUACUUAGGCCUUUGGUGCCAUUUUUCAAAUGGAAUGGAACGUUUGUGUAACCACAACAAAAACAAGUGUCUCUUUAAAAACCAGGCAAAGGAUCCCUUCUGUUGCUUGACACUCCCAUCCUUCUCCUGACAUUCUUCUGUCCCAAAACAGUCACAAAUCUGUCGCUGCUGCUUUUAGUGGAAGAGUUUGUCUUCCCAACAAUUUGAUUUCAGAUACAGUGGUACCUCUGGAUACGAACAGGAUCCGUUCCGGAGCCCCGUUCGCAUCCAGAAGCGAACGCAACCCGCGACUGCUCGUCUGCGCAUGCUCAGGUCGCGAUUAGCCACCUCCGUGCAUGACAUGACGUCAUUUUGACUGUCUGCACAUGCGCAAGCGGCGAAACCCAGAAGUAAUGUGUUCCGUUACUUCCGGGUCGCUGCAGAGCGCAACCCGAAAGCGCUCAACCUGAAGCACAUUUAACCCGAGGUAUGACUGUAUUUGUGGUUUUUUGGUGGGGAGAAAGUAGAACUGCAAGGGUAAAAUGGUUCUCCCCACUGCAACCCCUUUAAGGGAGGCAGUCUGCAGCACAAUCCCCACCUUUCCUAGUCAAUUGGCUGCAGGAUCCAUCCCCUUUUCUGGGCCAAGAAUGAAAGGAAGGGAUACUGAUUUUUCAACAAAAGUCAUUUCCUCCCUCCGCCCAAGAGUGCAAAGUUUAAAGCCCUGUGCUUUACUGUAGUUCCUCUCUCUAAAGCAGAGGUUUUCAACCUUUUUGAGUCCACAGCUCCCUUGACCAACUACAUUCUUUCUGCGGCACCCCUGUGGGAUUCAGGAGCCCAGUUAUGUCACCCCUUGUCUGCAGAGCUGGCAGCCUCUCACCCUUUUUCAAACACCCUCCCUUGUGGAAUGUUCUCUCAGUCUCCUCUCCUCUCCCCUCUUCUUGGGAGCCCUCCGGGCAGCGACUGCCACCGCCCCUGCCCCAGAGAGACGUGUCUCCUCACACUGCCCCCCAGGGGCCUGGGAAGAAGAUGCCCCCUGCCUUAGUGGCCCAAUGGAGGCUGGCUAAAGGUGAACUUGAGGCCAGCACCUUACCUUGGGAGGCAGCAGCAGGAGCAGUGGGCACUGCCAGACCUGGAUGGCGGAAAGGCUCCCCUUCAACACUGGGCACUCAGCUCCCAGGCAGGCCUUGCACACACAGCAAGCACAAGAAAGGCCAGCUCAGUGCCUGCCUGCCCAGCCUUCCACUUGUCCAUCCAUUCCCAACAGCAAGGGCUUGUGGAUCAGCUGGCUGGGCUUCCUCACCCACUUGCUUCCUUGCUCCGAGGCCGCCUCAGCUCUCGGCAACCAGACCCUCUUGCCAGCCCCAGAUACACCAGGAGCUUGUAGCCAGGGCUGCUGCAACAAACAGCUCUGCAAGCCUUUGGGAGGCAGAAACACAAGGGAGGGAGGGAAGGAAGGAAAGAGGGACAGAGGCCAGUGUUGCCUGUGGCACCCUUGGCCAUCAUUCAAGGCAUCCCAGGGUGCCACGGCACCCUGGUUGAAAACCACUGCUCUAUAGCAAUCCCGGCAACUUUUUCCUCAAUGAGAGCAUUCUGCCACAAAGCCCAUGUCUGGAAACAAUUGGCUGGAGUGACCUGUGCCUAGAAAGUUCACACAGUGCUGCAUGCAUUGCUAUAUUUUUGUGAGAAUUCUCCAUGAGUGCCAGAAACUUGUAUGUUUGACACAACCCGACUAACCACAUUCAUAGUAAAACAAUUUCUUAUAAAUCCACUUUCUCUUUUGCUUCUCAAUUUUCAGUAGCUUGUUUAGGAAGGAAAAGGCUGUGCCCAUAAAAUCUAGUGCUGAUAGUGUUGACUAAUGUCAUCUCUGAACACUUUAUAGAGAAUGGUGCCUUUUCAGCAAAAAAUAAAGUAAAAUCAGCAAUUGAAUUGAGUAUUUUCAGUCUGUACUUCCCCUUAAACCAGUGUAAACGGCAAUUUACUGCCUGGUGUUCUCUGGUCCAUGGGGUCACGAAGAGUCGGACACGACUAAACGACUAAACAACAACAAACGGCAGUUGGAAUAGGGAAAUCUCCUCUAGCUGUAUCAUUAAUUAAAUGGACUUUCUUAAGCUUUGUAGUUAUAGUCAAAGCUCUAAUAUCCUUUCACCCUUGAAUACUAGCUAUUGGGAAGUGGUUGAAAAUUAAACUCAUAGAGUGUGAUCCACAUGCACAAAUGGGAACUGUGCACUGAAAGUGGCGUGAGUUUAUUUUUAUACUGACAUUUUUAUAGGAUGAAUAGUUUCAUCUGCGUUUUAUAUUCAGUCACUUCUCCAUUGAGGGGCAGAUUGUCAACUUUUUCAUUCAUACCAGCUGUCCACACUAUAUAAACACUAUUUUGACGCUCUCUCUGUGUUUUAAGGAUCAAAACUGUUCUGCCAACCUGCACAGAAUUCCUUCAGCACCAACAAGAUUUCUGUGCAGAAAGGCAGAACAUUGGAUCUGUUCUUGUUUUCUACAUGUAGCAUAAUCCCAUUGGAGUCGCACAUUCAGAAUUAUCCCCCCCCCCUCUCUCUCUCUCUCUCUCUCUCACACACACACACACACACACACACAAUGUCUACCAUACUUGGUGGGGGAAUGCUGGAUUAGAAAAAUACAGCUAUUUCUCAGUGUUCACUUACUCAGACCGGGAGCAGGAGAACAGACUACCCCAUACUCCCAAAAUUCAGAGGAUACUAAGCCAAAGUAAAAAUAGAUUGCUUGAGGGGAGAUUUCUAAGAAACGUUAAUUGCUUCUCCAAAGCAUUACUGGUUCGUGCAGAACCAGAUAUUUUAUUUUUAACGAACUUGAAAUAUGUAUGCUGUCCAUUAUGUUUUGGACUUUUAUUUUUAUUUAUUUAUUUAUUUAUUUAUUUAUGUUUGUGUGUAUGAAACAACUAACCCAUUUCAUUUCUCUGUAGGAGAUGGGAAUUGCCUGAUGCAUGCUGCAUCCCAGUACAUGUGGGGCGUCCAAGAUGUCGACCUAGUCCUGAGAAAAACGUUGUUUAGUGCACUCAGGGAAGUGGACACACGCAACUUUAAACUGCGUUGGCAACGAGAAACACUGAAAUCGCAGGAAUUUGUGGCAACAGGACUCUGCUAUGACACCAGGGUAUGUUGGACUGAUUUAUAUAGCGAAUAACGUUUCAAACCUUGGUAUGGUUGGGCGGAUCGUGACUUCCUGUGUAUAAUUACACAGGAUGGGAGGCAAUUAUGGCAGUGAGCUUAAGAAAGUAAAAUUGCAGAGCUGCCAACUAGUUAAAACAUUUUAGUCCAUUAAGUUUACUGGAUUUCCCAAUUUAUUAACAAAGCGUUUCACUACUGUGGAGUUUCCAACUCAAGUAACCUCCUCAGAGAUGGGUUAUUUCCAUGGACCACCCACAUCUCCAAAAGUUGGCAUGUCUCUGCUCUUCCUGUUAUGAAGAGGCACUGCUACACCCACCCAAACAAAACAAAAAACACCCAUCCUGCUUUUUAGAAACAUACAGCUAGACAUAGACUUCCCAUCCAAGAAUCUACAUCAUGUGGGGGGCCUCUGCUCUUGCUUCUUUCUACAAGAACCUGCUGGUUGAAAGGAUAAAUUAUCCUCUCUAUUAGUUGCUAGCCCAAGUAGUCUAUAAACUAGUCUUCUCAAACCUGGAAACAGCCAAUACUAGCUUCACAUGUUAAGAUGAAACUGCCUCUUUACACUGCCGUCACAGCUGCUUAUUUGGAUGUGGUGGUGGUAAGAGUGGAGUGGUGCAACACAGUUGCAUUGGUGCCUCCAACUCACAGAAGUAUCGAGAAAAUAAGAUUCAAGCAACUGCGUUGUUUCACAGUCUUCAAGUUGCAGGCUUGCAAGUAACCACUUGCCUGCUAGGCAAGAGAGCAUUUGUAAAUCAGAAGAGAGAAUGCAACAUCAAGUCAACUGCAGCCGUGCCCUUAAUUAGUUAGUGUUUCAGGUUCUGUACCUCUGGAAUGCAUAUCGUAUGAAUUAACUUUCUCAGUAUUCGGAUAAGGAAAAAUAAUCUGCAUGCAAGGCCUCCCAACUUGCAUGAUAUUAACCCAAAGCUAAAUAGAUGUAUUUUCUUUUUCUCCAUUAGAAUUGGGAGGACGAAUGGGAGAACCUCAUCAAAAUGGCAUCUGCAGAAACAUCAGUCGCCCACAGAGGCCUUCAGUAUAACUCAUUGGAAGAAAUCCACAUAUUUGUCCUUGUUAACAUCCUACGGCGCCCAAUCAUAGUUGUCGCAGGUAGGAAUGUGUCUUUUGCUUUCGAAGUACUGUUUGCAGUGGGCGAUCCAAUGUUAGUGUUGAACACCCAUGCUUCUAUGAAGAGCAUUCAGAAGGUUUUCAGUGUCAUGGAAGUGGAGGUGGGCAACCAAUAACAUGAAGAGCACCUCUGUUCGUGGCGAUUGUUUCCUGUAAAUUUCUACAUUUCUACAAAUUAUCCUCUGAAAGAGACAAUUUACCACCGACCCCGGGUUAACAGUAUUUACAACUUAAGAAAACACAAACACUGUUUAUGACACAAAAAGUGUUGGUGACCUCACUUAUGAAAGCGAUUUAGGGUUUGGGUUUAUUUGUUUUUACAUCAGCUUCAAUAUUUCCUCACAAUGAGUUAUUGAUAUUCUUCUGAUAGUUUGGAAAUUAAAAUGGAAAUGUUUCCCUUGCUCUGUUGCUGACAAGAGUCCUGUUUAACUAAACCUUGCUUUUCUUUUCCUGAAACAGAUAAAAUGCUUAGAAGCUUGCAGUCAGGUUCAAGCUUCUCCCCUUUGAAUGUUGGCGGAAUUUACUUGCCUCUCCACUGGCCAGCAGAAGAGUGUUAUCGAUACCCCAUCAUCCUGGCCUAUGACAGUAUGCAUUUCACCCCUCUGGUUGUUCUGAAAGAGAGUGGCCCAGGUAGGUCUCAGACAUUACCGCUAUAUUGUGUUCUGCGCUGGUGUUUCCCUGUUUCUUCUCUUCAAACCAACAGCAAAUCCAUUUUGAUCUCUCUCAUCCUGUUAUACAUCAGAUGCAGUCUGGGAGUCACUCUUGCUCUCCAGACCACCCCUCUGGGAAUUGCUUCUUCUUCUGCAGUGUGUGUGUGUGUGUGUGUGUGUGAGAGAGAGAGAGAGAGAGAGAGAGAGAGAGAGAGCAUGCAGUGCAAUUCUGCAGACUGUCCACUACAGUGGUACCUUGGCUGUCGAACUUAAUCCGUUCUGGGAGUCCGUUCAACCCCUGGAACCGUUCAAAAACCAAGGCAGGGCUUCUGAUUGGCUGCAGGAGCUUCCUGCACUCAUUCGGAAACCACAGAAGCCACGUCGGAAGUUCGCAAACCGGAACGCUUACUUCCGGGUUUGCGGCUUUCGGGAGCUGAUUUGUUCAGGAGCCGAGCCAUUCGACAACCAAGGUACCACUGUAUUGGCAUACAGUCCCCAAAAGAUUACCCCCAAGGUAAUGCAGCCUUCAACGGGGGGUGGGGAUUAUCUACUCCUUUUGUAUAGGAAAUACUUCGUUUGGGCAAUUUAUUCAUCUUGAAGUGGCUCAUAACUUUUACUCUUUCAUAAAGGUAAAGGUAAAGGUAAAGGGACCCUUGACCAUUAGGUCCAGUUGUGGACGACUCUGGGGUUGCGGUGCUCAUCUCGCUUUAUUGGCCGAGGGAGCCAGCGAACAGCUUCCGGGUCAUGUGGCCAGCAUGACUAAGCUGCUUCUGGCAAACCAGAGCAGCACACGGAAACACCGUUUACCUUCCUGCCGGAGCGGUACCUAUUUAUCUACUUGCACUCUGAAGUGCUUUCAGACUGCUAGGUUGACAGGAGCAGGGACCAAGCAACGGGAGGUCACCCCGUCGCAGGGUUUCAAACCGCCGACCUUCUGAUCGGCAAGUCCUAGGCUCUGUGGUUUAGACCACAGUGCCACCCGAGUCCCUUUCUUUGCUCUUUUAUAAUUCCAGUCAGUUUCCAUAACUACCUCUCUGGGUGGUUGUUUUCGGUUAUCAGCCUUAGGGUCUUAAUAUUGCUCACUUCUGUGUUGUGCCUGUCUUUUCCCAUUUAAUUCACAACAAUCCUCUUUUUCCCCCUUUCCAUAGAGAUCCGGGCAGUCCCAUUGGUCAGCUGUGAAAGAGGCAGGUUUGAAGACUUGAAGGUGCACUUUCUAACAGAUUCUGAAGAAAGGGAGAAAGAAAAGCUGCUAAGAGAUUAUCUGAUGGUGAUAGAAAUUCCCGUGCAAGGCUGGGAUUCUGGGACAACACAUCUCAUUAACGCUGCAAAGUGAGUCUUCAUCUUCUCACUGUCCAGCACUUAACUUGAUAACAGAUAUUCUUAAAUUGGCAAUGUAUUCAGCCUCUCACUUUCAGAUGCCCUUUUCAAAGGGUGCAUUCUCUGCUUUUAUUGUGGCAUUUAAUCCCAGACAAUUAAUAUAUCUAUAAGAACGAAACAAAACAAAAAAACAUUCAGGCUGGCUCUGGAACUUACAGAAUUGAUAAAGAUCCUAACAGCUUCUGUUAGAAAACCAGUAAAUGAAUUUUCAGAGAAGGGCUUCCAUUUGCACAACAGGCAUUCCCUCAUCCUACCCUUGUGCUCCCCAAAAUUGGCUUGGGGGAAGGGGUCAAGAGACACCCAAAAAAAAAAACUAUGCCCAGGAAGAUGGAAGGGAAGAUCAUUCCGUUUGGCAAGCUGAUAUGCUUGGACAAAUGGAACAUUUGUAAUAGCACAGUGUAGAAUUUCACUCAGAAUAGCUAUCAGUCAAAACUGAGAGUCAGGUUCUUUCCCACUUAAUGGCACUGCACAGGGAGAGAAGGAGAGCCAAUUUUAAAGAAACUACAGCUUGCUUGUUCUCUUUCUGCCUAGCCCAGUCCUGUAACUAGGACUGAGACAGUGUCUCUUUAUUUUGCUAAAAGAGACGUUAAAGACCAUUGUCAGCUUCAUAAGUGUAGGCUGUGCUGCUUUCAAUUAUGCACUCUUGCUGAUGUAGGAUGGCAGCUCUUCCUGUUCUCCCGUGUUAUUAUGUCAUCCCAGACUGUAUAAGGUAUGCUGCCUUUUCCCCACCUGGUGAUACCAAUUCCUUUGUCUCUUUUGCCUUGAAGGUUGGAUGAAGGAAACUUGCCCAAAGAGAUUAACCUAGUAGAAGAUUACUUCCAGCUGGUGCAGCACGAAUACAAGAAGUGGCAAGAAAAUGCUCGGCCCGCUGGGAGGGAACCGGGUCAGAGGAACCAGGUAGAGCUGAACUUGCCCCAGCUGUCGCUCGUGGAGGCAAAAUGCGAGACUCCCAACUGCCCUUUCUACAUGUCCGUGAGCACCCAGCCUUACUGCCAUGAGUGCUUUGAGCAGAAGCAGCAAGGGAGCAAGGCGAGGAGGCAGAACUUCCGGCUGGGGUCUGAGAAGCCCCGGACAAGUAAAUCCAGCUCACCUAAGAGCGAACACCGCGAGCCUGCUGCACGGGCAUCUGAAGAACUAGUGUCAGGGCCUCGCUCUGCGCCCCCCACAGCCCCGAGCCUUUUUCUGUACAGCGAAACCACUGCCAUGAAGUGCAGGACCCCCGGCUGCCCUUUCACCCUGAACGUGCAAUACAACGGGCUCUGCGAACGCUGCUACAACAACACUGCAGAGCUCAGCCCUUGCAACAGCCCAGGCGAGCAGAGGCCACCAGACCAGGUGACCUGCAUGUUCUGCCUCAAGGGCGCCAAUAGGACCUUUAAUGGCAUGUGCAGCUCUUGCUUCAAAAGGACUAGAGACCAUUUGUCAAGUGCCAGCAGCUCAGGUGUCGCACCUUCGGGCCAUCAGAGGUCCACAUCGGACCCCACCCAUCUGUCACAGAGCCUCCUUCAGCAGGCCUGCCAUACGGCAAGCGGCAGCAGUGCAGCAGAGUUGCCACCGCCACACCCUCCACCCCAGAGACCAGAAGAGUGGAAGAAGGGAAGCAGGAAGUGCAGGAAGCCCGGCUGCAGCUUUUUCGGGACUCCUCAAAACGAAGGCUUUUGCACACUGUGCUAUUUUGAGUACCAGGAAAACAAAGGUGAGCGUAAGGGAAUGUGCUUCACUUCUCCUUCACCCUUACAGAGAUUUGGGCUGGCGGGGAGAGGGGUGUUUGCAAGCAGUGGAAUGGAAGGUGCUCCUGUUCAAUCUCAGCUUGCAAGGAGAUGUAAGAUGCAAACAGGACGAAGCAGUGAGAUGAAGUGUAAUUCUAAAGCAUUAGUAACGCUGAACUGCAAGACGGAAUGCAAGCCUGCAGUGGAAAAGCUCAGCUUACUUCCAGCUGCAUUAGUCACUUAUAAUAUUGAGGAAUUCCAGUGCACUUUUCAUGUUUUGCUGAAGUAUGCAGAACAGCAACCUAACCUCAAGAGUUUGCUGUAUUGGGGAUGCAUUUAGUUACUGGGGCAUGUCCCCAGAAAGGUCCCCACAUUCCUUUCUGAAAUCCUGUUAGAGAUUCAGUUUAAAAGCUCACUAUAGGGUGCAGGUGGAAACAUGAUAGAACAAAUUUGAUAGUUUCCUAAGCAGCUCUCCAUGAUGGCAAAAUGUACGUGCUCACUGAACAAACCAUUUAAACUGCAUUGGAAAAAUUGUCUAGUCUGGAUUGGGGGGGGGGGCAUGUAAGGGUUAAAGAGGAGAAAAUUCUAGCCAUAGACUAGAGCAACUGAUAUGAGAGCAGCUGAGUAACUUGCUUGAACAUAUACAAAGUCAGACUGUGGGGUCACUCUAUCUCAAUAUUAUCUUAACUGGUUGGCAGAGGCUCUCCAGGUUUUCAAUUAGGGGUCAGUUGUGGGGGUGGGGGGUCUUCAGAUUCCGGGGAUUGUUCCUGGGGUGUUUUGCAGGCCGUGCUGUAACACUGAGUGUUUUAAAAAUGAAUCCACACAGUUCAUUUUUAGAGUUGUCAUUUGUUCUCUGCGUCCAUCUGCUGUAUGGCAUACAGAAAUUCAGACAGUCCUUCUUUCCCCUUGCCGUAUCCCAGUGCUAGAAGGCACACCUGCUGAAAAUUGCUCCACGUUACAGAGGGUCCCUGCAAAACAAGAAUACAUCCUUGCUAGUAUAUCUCAAAAGGGACCAUUUUUAGCCUCUGCAGUUCAUGUAACAUUGCAUUCAGUAAUAGCCAAGUGAUGGGUAAGGUGGAGCACAGACAACAGUCCCUUUUCCCACUCUGUGUUUUCAAAGUUUGGUCGCCAAAGUCACAGCUCAGUGGCAGAUGUUGACCAUUGGGACUGGUGGGGCAGAAAGCGGCAAGCCCAACAAUAGGUGGAGGCAGAGCUAAUGAGAGGCAGAGCAAGCUGCUUCUAGUUUUGCCUCCAUUCCAUCCCUUCUGAGUUCUACAGUGGCAGCACUGGGACAAAGGAGGUGGAAGCUGACAGCCAGGGCCACACCCUGGACUGGUUGGAACUAGGAAGGCAGGCUGGUUGGGGCUGGCUGUGACUGACUGAGAUUGGUGGGGCAGUACCCUGUUCACCCUAAUAGACCAGUCAUCAUUCUUCAGUGGGUCACAGGUUCAUUCCCUGGCAUCUCCAGGUAGGGCUGGGAAUGUCCCCCGUCUGAAAUUCUGGAGAUUCACUGUAGAAAAGACUGAGCAAGAUGGCAGCAUCCUGCAUUCCUAAGUGACCACUUUCUUCCUUUGCUCUCAUCAUAGAUGCUUCGGUGCCCCAUCACAGAAGGUCUCAGCGGACUUCUCCUGCCUCAGGGCACUCGGGAGUCUCAGCUGCUGUGUACCAGAACACCGUUUCCUGCCUGGGUCGAGAGUGUGGCACAAUCGGGAGCACGAUGCUCGAGGGCUACUGCCAGAAAUGCUUUAUAAAAGCACAGAGCAAGCGGCUGCGUGAAGCCAGAAGAACCGAAGACCAGCUAGUGAGACAAUCAGAGGUCAGUCAACAUAACAAAAUCUUUCUCCCCGAUUUAACUUCUUGCCUUUCUUCCUAGAAAAGUCUUUAUGAGUCCAUUUUAAGAAGAAGGAAAAAUACACUCCCAUUAUCAUCCCUUUAUGUUAGUAGUUUAUUGCCUAGGAUUCUGGAGAUGAUAGAUACAGGCUCCUGAAUAACAAUAAAAAAUUUAAACCUGCUUUUAUUAUCUAACCAGAAGGAUGCUACAUCCAAAGCAUAUAGAGGAACAGGGGAUUAUUUCUGUAGCUGUUCUCGGAAGUGUUAACUCCUGUUGAUAUUAACUUCUCAGAAAUUACCCUAGUGCUAGUGCUGCUCUGUCACAAUACAGUGGAAUGGAAAACGUACAUAAUCUGUAUCGUGUGUGUGAGAGGGGUGGAUGGGAGAGGGAGAGAGAAAUCUGGCCUGUACCAAAACUGGAAAACCUGAGUUUUUAGAUUAGCCUAACACCAAAUUCUUUUUGUUGACCUAGCCCAAGUCACUUAUUCUUUCAUCCAUUCUUCAUUUUGCAACCAUCAGAAUUGUCAAGAAAGUGUCACAUACUUGUAAUAGUUUUCCUUUUGUAACUAGAAGGGAGCAGUCUACUAGUUCUAUGCAAGCCAGAAGCAGAUUACCAGGUGGAGAUAUGCUGCUGCAUUUGCUUCCCAGCUGGUGCAUCUCUGUUGCUUAUGGGGACAGGAGAGGAGGUGAAGAGGUCAGCGCAGUGCAAAUGCACUAGCAGGAGCAAUGGGUCAUCUUGGCUUGUGUCCUGCCCUCUUUCCUGUAAGCCACAGUGAUCCACCUGCUACAGUGAUCCACUCUGCAAGCCACUUCUCAUGCAGCCUGUGUCAGUGUCUUAUCCAAGGCGCUUGCACAGAAGCAGCAUGAUUGUUUUCUAACUUAAAAAGCACACCACUGCUUGUUUUGGUUUUGGUUUUGGUUUUCACCUUUGGGAACUUCUGGUCAAUAAUAUGACAUGAAUAAAAGUAACUAAAGCUCAGAUAAAGGCUGUGACUGUUACAAUUAGACCUGACAAUGUUCUCCAUUGUUUUUAGCGAACAGGACAACACAGAGAUUUACGCCAGACAUUCCCAAGCUCUCAGAAGCACAAGUGUGCCACAGCUUCUUGUAGGAACAACUUAGCUUCCAGGAACGGGGAACUGUGUCCGGAGUGCCUACACGUUGGUCAGCAGGCCCAGUUGGGGGGAGCUCGGGGGGACCCUCCAGCAGCUGAGCUCCCCAAGGAGCGCUGCCGAGCCCCUGCCUGCGACCACUAUGGCAAUAACAAGUGCAACGGCUACUGCAACGAGUGCUUCCAGUUCAAGCAGAUCUAUGGCUAG